Molecule: messenger RNA, 1017 nt
Organism: Rotaria sp. Silwood1
Lineage: Eukaryota; Metazoa; Rotifera; Eurotatoria; Philodinida; Philodinidae
Source: the annotation of a GenBank genome assembly
AUGCAUCCUGGUGGUCACUGGUUUCCAUCAAGAUGUCAAGCUGAGCAACGCAUUGCCAUUAUUAUUUGUUAUCGAAAUCGUGAGCAACAUUUUAAAAUGCUUCUCGGCAAUCUACAUCCAUUUCUUCAACAGCAACAACUCGAUUACACGAUAUUUCUUGUGAAUCAACAUGGGCAAGAAUCGUUUAAUCGAGGAGAACUAUUCAAUAUAGGCUUUAUUGAAGCACAAAAGUAUUAUCCAUUUACUUGCUUCAUCUUUCAUGAUGUUGACUUGUUACCAGAAGACAUAAGAAAUAUUUACACGUGUACCGAUCAACCUCGCCAUAUGUCUUCAGCGAUGGAUAAAUUUGAUUACAAACUAAUCUAUCCGAAAUUCUUCGGUGGUGUUACAGCUUUUAGCACUGAUGAUUUUCUUGGCACGAAUGGCUAUUCGAAUGUUUAUUGGGGUUGGGGUGGUGAAGACGAUGAUAUGUAUUCGCGUGUUGUUUACAAAUUGAAAAAAUCAAUAAUAAGAUAUCCUAUUGAAAUUGCUCGAUACAAAAUGAUCCUUUCAAAUAAGCACAUAUCGGCUCCAGUGAAUCCUCAUCGAUUCGAAAUACUUCAUUCACAAUACGACUUUGGACUUGAUGUGAGACCUAAACCUGGUGAUGGUAUUUGUGCAGAUGCAACAUGGGCUCGAAUAGGUACUACAGUCGCUGGUGGUAAUGGUGUUGGAGAUGGGCUCAACCAAUUGGAUCAACCUUUUGGACUUUUUGUUGACGAAAAUCAAACUGUUUAUGUUGCCGAUUUUGCAAACCAUCGUAUUGUCAAAUGGAUUCGUGAUGCGACUAGUGGGCAGUUAGUUGCCGGUGGAAAUGGAGCAGACGAUCACAGUAAUCAACUGUAUUAUCCGUCUGAUGUUGUCGUUGAACAAGAUGGAACUCUGUACAUAAGUGACAGUUAUAAUUUUCGCGUUCAAAAAUGGUUUCGAGACGCUCAAAGUGGACAAACAGUUAUAAAAAAAUAUUUCUGUUCAUGA